Lontra canadensis (Northern American river otter) is the source of this 2811-nucleotide messenger RNA. RefSeq names its product prodynorphin (gene PDYN). The record is from RefSeq and is a predicted model, not a curated record. The transcript has 5 exons. Bases 578 to 1354 code for a protein of 258 amino acids. Gene Ontology annotation, molecular function: opioid receptor binding. Gene Ontology annotation, biological process: sensory perception; neuropeptide signaling pathway; chemical synaptic transmission. Lineage: Eukaryota; Metazoa; Chordata; Mammalia; Carnivora; Mustelidae. Gene Ontology annotation, cellular component: axon terminus; dendrite; plasma membrane.
GGAAACGCAUCAAAGACUGAAGUGGCCGGAUUUCAAGUGACAAACAGCACUACACCCAGGAUCCAACCCCCUCCCUGCACGGCUGCCUUCCUCCUCCACAUCCCCUGUCACGAAGAGAAGCCUAUUGUGUGGGGCCCAGGGAGUUCGAGUUGAAGGGCCUGGGGGUCUGUGCCUCUGACUGCUCUGAGCUACUUCCCCAUUGGCUCCCAGCAGCCUGUGCUCAGCAAGGGCUGAGCGACAGGGGGAGGCUCCAGUCCAUAAAAGGGGGGGGCGAGGCACCAGAACUGCCAUUCUGAGGGGCUUUGGUGGUGCUCACAGCCGCUUCUUUGGCACCUCUUCCCGAGCCAGAGUCAGGAAGACCCCCGAGUCCUGACCCAGCCACCUGCCACCACCCUCCGACCUGCUCGGCCAGAAGCUGCCCAGGGACAAAGAAGAGCACAGGUCAUUAAUCUCCAGGCUUUGAGAUCUGCGUGGGGGAGCUGUUGCAGCAGCCUCGGGAGACUAAGAGUUGAAUGGAGCCUUCAUAUUCUGCUAUGUAAAGCACUGACUACGUGCCAGCAGGAAGAGAGGAGACAGCAUGGCGUGGCAGGGGCUGGUGCUGGCCGCCUGCCUCCUCGUGCUCCCCUCGGUCAUGGCGGACUGCUUAUCCCAGUGCUCCCUUUGUGCUGUGAAGACCCAGGAUGGGCCCAAGCCCGUCAACCCUCUGAUUUGUUCCCUGGAAUGCCAGUCCGCUCUGCUGUCGGCUGAGGAGUGGGAGAGAUGCCAAGGCCUUCUGUCUCUUUUCACCGCCUUCACCUUCAGGCUCAAUGGCAAAGAAGACUUGGCGACCAAGGCCGCUUGGGAGGAACCCUAUAGUGAGCUGGCUAAGCGCUCUGGGUCCUUCCCGAAGGAGAUUGAGAAAAACAGAUUUCUCCUCAGCACCCCGACAGAGGAGGACACCCUGAGCAGGAGCCUGGCAGAGAGGCUCAGGGGUCUCUCUGGCAGGUUCGGGGAGGAAGGGGAGUCUGAGCUGCUGGGGGACACCCAGCUGAAUGAUGAUGCCGUGGAGGCUGGGGCACUGGAUUCCAAUGAGGAGGGGCACAAGGAACAGGUCAAACGCUAUGGGGGCUUCCUGCGCAAAUACCCCAAGAGAAGCUCAGAGGUUGCUGGGGAAGGAGAUGGGGAGGGCAAUGGGGAGAGAAUGGGCCAUGAGGACCUGUACAAACGCUAUGGGGGCUUCCUGAGGCGCAUCCGUCCCAAGCUCAAAUGGGACAACCAGAAGCGCUAUGGCGGUUUCCUGCGGCGCCAGUUCAAGGUAGUAACUCGGUCUCAGGAAGACCCCAAUGCCUACUCCGGAGAGCUUCUUGAUGGGUAAUCCUCCCCCCAUUGUGGAGUCAAGUCAGGAGCUCCCCCUGACACCCUUCCAGAUUGGUGUGCCCUCAUUCAUCCUACCUUAGAGCCCCCGUUCCCAAUGCUCAGUUCAGCCUGGUGUGCAAAACAUCCAAGCCCAGCCUGCCUCUUUUCUGUGUGGGGCACAGUGUUUGUCCAGGGUUAGCGAGGAAGAAGGAUGGAGGUCCCCUUCUCCAGUAGGCUCAGUGCUUGGCUUCAGCUCUAGAACAUUGAAACUACCGCCAACAGCAGUUUUUCCUAUUAACCCCCCCUCAUUAAUGUGACUCCCCAGUUCCAGGAAUCCAGACUGAUAUGUUCUUCAUUCCUCUAGAUAAAUAGCAAAACAAGAUAAAGAAACAAAUAGAAAUCAUAACACUUCACCCCAAAUCUUAAAGGACCUCCUUGUGCUCUUCACUUCGGAGACCAUGCUUUAGGUAAAAGGCUCAAACACUGCAUUUUCUUGGAAGUCCUACAUCAGAAAGCUCGGUCCUCUGGUGGGCACGUGUUCAGUUGUGUCCCCUGUGUUCUCCUCGUUCAGAAACAUACCUCUUGAGGAAUCGAGUUCCCGGACUCUAGUUCAUGUUGGUACCUUGGAUAGCACCCCGCUCCUCCCAGGAGAGGAAGGGCGUGGAAACCCCUUCCAAAAUGGUAAUGAAAGCAGUUCUCCCACUGAAUACUGAAAUGAUCAGGAAGGGAGCAAGACAAACCAAUUUGCUCUGUGCAGCAAACGCAAAAUGUGGACCAGUUCCCUCAGCCCUCAUUAAACUAAUUAAACAGAUCGGCAGCACACUCCCACCCCAGGAUGAACUAAAGCUGAGUCAAGUUGAUGAGGUUAAGCACAACCAUGUUCUUGAGCAGCUGAAUUGGCCGCCAAGAGUCUCAGCCAUCUGGCCAAACAUAUGCAUUGGGCAUUGGGUAAGGGAAUCCAGAAGCAACAGCUAGAAAGACAAAAAGGCGUUCUUCAACCCCUGUGAUGAUUCUUUCUUCUGAUUUCUCAGAAUAAAACCAGAAAGAGGCAUGAAGUGAUUAAGUGCUUGAGGCCAAAUGAAUUCCCUUGAUUCAAAUAACCCAGAAUCAGAGGCAGAGACCUCCCAAUUCUGCGGUUUUGAUCAAAGUCUUCUCUCUCUCUCUCUCUGUUGCUCUUGCUUGCUCAUCCCUAGGCACUACAGCUUGGUUCGUGCAUCCAGGAGGCUGGGCAUGAUAGGAGAGGAAAGGGUCUUGAAUUCAGUUAAUUUGUCUAAGAUGCUACUGAGCAUACCUCUUUGCGCACAACCCCCAGGUCCCUCAUGAUGUUCUGAAAUGUAUGGAUUGUUGUAGGGUUACUUCAUGUGCUUUUAAAAGAAUCCCACUUAUGCAGUUUACCCAGAAUUUGCUUAUUCCUUAGCAGGCAUGUGUUAUUUCAUACUCCUCCAGUGCAAUAAAUAAAAGAAAGAUGGUGAUGAC